CUCCAGUCCUGCCUUGGCAAAUAAGAGAACCGGCAUCCAGGCUCCUUCAUCUGCCUUUUUAACAAUCUAACAGAAUCACCCAGUCACCACACCUGCUCCCCAGUGUGUCCUGUUUCCUGCAUUGGCCAUGACAGGGUGGAGCUGCCUGGUGACAGGAGCAGGAGGCUUCCUGGGCAAGAGGAUCAUCCAGUUGUUGGUGCAGGAGAAGGAGCUGCAGGAGGUCAGGGCUCUGGAUAAGACCUUCAAACCAGAAACGAGAGAGGCAUUCUCUAAGCUUCAGACAAUGACCAAAGUGACACUUCUGGAGGGAGACAUUCUGGAUCCCCAGUGCCUACAGAGAGCUUGCCAGGGCAUUUCAGUUGUCAUCCACACUGCUGCUGUCAUUGACAUCCUAGGAUCCAUUAACACACAGACCAUCCUGGACAUCAACCUGAAAGGUACUCAGUUCCUGCUGGAGGCCUGUGUACAAGCCAGUGUGCCAGUCUUUAUCUACACCAGCUCAAUUGAGGUAGCUGGGCCCAACUCCUACAAGGAGAUCAUCCAGAAUUCCCACGAGGACGAGCAUCACGAAAGCACGUGGUCUGCUCCCUACCCAUACAGCAAAAAGGUGGCGGAGAAGGCUGUGCUGAAAGCUAAUGGCUGCACGCUGAGAAAUGGUGGCACCCUGCACACUUGUGCCUUGAGAUGCGCCUACAUCUAUGGAGAAGGAAGCCCAUUGUUAUCUUUUGUGGUGAAUAUGGCCCUCAAAAACAAUGGAAUGCUGAAAAGUAUAGGCAAAUUCUCUAGAGCCAACCCAGUCUAUGUUGGCAAUGCAGCCUGGGUCCACAUUCUGGCCACAAGGAGACUGAGGGACCCCAACAAGGCCCCAAACAUUGGAGGACAAUUCUACUACAUCACAGAUGAUACGCCUCACCAAAGCUAUGAUACUUUCCAUUAUACCCUGAGCAAAGAGAGGGGCCUUUGCCUUGAUUCCACCUUGAACCUCCCUCUCUCUCUAAUGUACUUUCUUGCUUUCCUGCUGGAAAUCGUGAGCUUCCUGCUCCGUCCAAUUUACAAAUUUCAACCCCCCAUUAACCGCCACUUAUUGACAAUAUUAAAUAGUGUGUUCACCUUCUCCUACAAGAAAGCUCAGCAAGACUUUGGGUACGAGCCAUGCUUCAGUUGGGAGGAAGCCAAGCAGAACACGGGAGAGUGGAUCAAUUCACUAGUGCAACAGCACAAGGGGACUCUGAAGACAGACUCAGAUGCGCCAUCACAAGAACGUAGCCAUGAAUGAUGCCUGAAGCUGUCUCUCCAGCCCUCCCUCUGUUAACUGGAAAAAGUGACUGAGGUAGAUACACAGGCUCUACUGACUCCUUUUGAAACAGUGGCCACCAUGAGCUUCCCUGCUUACUAGCACAGCCAGAAGAUUUCUGGCAUAAUCGUGAAACAAGUAAAAAUAAGCUGCUUUGUAUCUGUAUCUGCUUUGUCCCCUUUGAUGGUAUGAAUCAUUUCAGUGGUUCCAUUUUCCCUCUCCAGUGUCAAAUUAUUUCUUUUCUUUGAAAAUCUCCCAUUCCUUCACAAAGCUCAAUGAAAAGAACAAUAAAUGUUUUAAGAUUAAUAUAGA
Molecule: messenger RNA, 1606 nt
Organism: Chinchilla lanigera (long-tailed chinchilla)
Lineage: Eukaryota; Metazoa; Chordata; Mammalia; Rodentia; Chinchillidae
Product: 3 beta-hydroxysteroid dehydrogenase/Delta 5-->4-isomerase type 1
Exons: 4
Coding region: 128-1276 (382 amino acids)
Biological process (GO): steroid biosynthetic process
Molecular function (GO): 3-beta-hydroxy-Delta5-steroid dehydrogenase (NAD+) activity
Source: RefSeq, a predicted model, not a curated record